CUCGUAUCACAUUGUCGUGUGAGCCGUUUCCGCAUCGUUUCGCAUCACCAUGAGCAGCUACGAAGGCGAGAAGCGCGGUCGGUUCUUCGCCAAUGCGCCGCAUAAGAACAGCGACAACAUGCGCGGCAUCCUUGGCGCGUACCUUCCGUCGGUCGUCAAGCCCGUUGCCAAAGUACCCCACCGCCACACGCUCUACGAGACCAAACCACGGGGCAUCGAGCGUUGGCAGAAUGCGUUGCGGAUGCUGGAAGACGUUUACUGCGCGCUCACGACGAUGGACGAGCAAUCAGGUGGCGGCCGGUCCAAGGGACUCUCUCGGCUUGGCGCGUGCAUCCUUGAGGUUCGCAACGCCGCCGACGAGGCCAUCGCUGCCUUGACAGCGCAUGCGAUCGGCCCUUGCGUGCUGCCCGAUGGCGAAGGGGCGUCUGAGCUUCAAGACGAGAUGAUCCAACAGGACACCCGCCCGGUUUUGCAGACACUACCGAGUCCGGUGCACAGCCAUGAUGAUACCAAAGCCGAGGCAAAGCUUGAACGGUCGCCACUCAAACAGCUUCGCGACGUCAAAGUGACUCGAAAAGCACCCAAUAGCCCGAAGCGAAGCCCCGUGAAGCAGGGACUGCGCGCGUAUGAGAAUGACCGAGACCGGCAGCUCGUGGCCGACCUCCAUGCCGAAUUUCACGAAAAGAAAGCUGCAUUCCAGCUCUUGCGAUGGCGGGUGCAUGCUGCCGAGAACGUCGCGCGGUCCCAUGUCGAGGAAGAAAAAGUCGCCCUGCAACGACUCCAGCGACUAAAACUAGACUUGGAUAGCUAGUCGUUUUUGCUUCUAUCCCAGCUUGCACUGCCUCCAAGCUGCCAAGCUCUCAAAUGCAAAAGAGCGAUGCGUAGGAGAAACAAACAGUGGAUGUCAAUGUUGU
Molecule: messenger RNA, 914 nt
Organism: Saprolegnia diclina VS20
Lineage: Eukaryota; Oomycota; Saprolegniomycetes; Saprolegniales; Saprolegniaceae
Exons: 5
Coding region: 50-811 (253 amino acids)
Source: RefSeq, a predicted model, not a curated record